CCCCGCGCCGCCCCGGGGACCCCCGAGCUGGAGGCGGCGUUCCGGCGGCUGCGCUGCCAGCGCGUGCUUUCGCCGCGCCGCGGCGUCUUCCGGCCGGCCGUGGUCAAGCAGCUGCGGCGCGGCCACGAGCUCGGCGUGCAGUUCGCCGGCGACCGCGGCGUGACGUUCUUCGAGGGGGUUCCUGCUCGGAGACCCCCGGCCGUGGUGCUGGACGCCACGCCGCCCGCGGGGGCUCUGAGCGUGGAACGCGGCCGUGUCGCCCGCCUGGACCCGCCGAGACGCUCUACCGCCGGCGACGCGGUGGUGGAGGUGGCGCCAAGCCGCCCUCGUACCGCGUGCGGCGGCGCCGCCGCCCCCGCGCCCCGUGUGGGUGCCGCGCUCGGGCUGCGCCUCCUGAGACCCCCGCGCCCCGCGGCAGCCGGAGGACGCCGAGGUUUCCAAGCUGAGCGCGGCGCCCCAGCGCAGCAGCAGCAGCAGCAGCAGCAGCAGCAGCCGCCGCCCCCUCCUCAGCGAGGAGCCGCGGGACCCCCGCCCCAACCCGCCGGGACCCCCCAGCCCAAAUACAAGAAGGGGGACGUGGUCUGCACGCCCAACGGCAUCAGGAAGAAAUUCAACGGCAAGCAGUGGCGGCGGCUCUGCUCCCGCGACGGCUGCACCAAGGAGUCCCAGCGGCGCGGCUUCUGCUCCCGCCACCUCUCCAUGCGCACCAAGGAGCUCGAGGGGCUGCCCGAGCCCCGCCCGGGCCCGCCGGGACCCCCGAGCCAGCGCGGGGGCAGCGCGGAUUUCGAAUGGGGCGACGAAACGUCCCGGGAGAGCGAAGGGGACGCCCGGGGCCGCCCGGGGCCGCCCAACCCGGACCUGUCGCGCUUCGAGUUCGACGAGUGCGAGGCCGCCGUGAUGCUCGUGUCGCUGGGCUCGUCCCGCUCGGGGACGCCGAGCUUCUCGCCGGCCUCCACGCAAUCCCCGUUUCGCCCCGCCGUCCCGUCGCCCUCGCCGCUGUUCGGCUUCCGCCCGCCAACUUCAGCCCGGUCACGGCCUGCGCCCCGCGCCUGGCGCCACCUGAGCUUCGGGCACCCCCGGCCCGGGGAAGCCCGGUUUGCCGUUCCGGUGCCGCUGAGCCCCGGGAAGCGCCAAAGCGACGCGGGCGGCCGUGGGGGAGGGGGCGGCGAUGGGGGGUCCCGCGGGGGAGGGGCGGGGGCGAUGUUCCGCGCGCUGUCCCCGCUGUUCGCCCCCGCUCCCCGCGGGGGCUCACGGCCGACCCCGGCCCGGGCGCGCAGGGUCCCGGCGGUGCCGCGGGGCUCGCGCCGUGAUCGUUCGCAACCCCGAGCCCCCCCCGCUGGCCGCCCCCGUGCCCAUCAACGCCGGGAGGCUCCGCCCCGGCCCCGCCCCACCGGGCCGCGCCCCUCCCCCGCCCUCCGCCGCCGCCCCUCCCCCCGCCGAGGCAGGGCCCCCGGGGCCGGGGCCGCUUUCGGGGGGCCCCCCCUGCACCCCGUGCCCUUCCAUCCCUCGCCCGCCGCGCUGCUGCCGCUGCUCGUGCCCGGAGAGUUCGGGGCGCCCCCGGCGGCGCCGCGCAAGGAGAUCGUCAUGGGCCGGCCGGGCACAGUCUGGACCAACGUGGAGCCGCGCUCGGUGCCCGUGUUCCCCUGGCACUCCCUGGUGCCGUUCCUGGCCCCGAGCCAGCCCGACGCCCCCCCCCAACCCCCGGCCGGGCUGCAGCCCGUCAGCCACCUGAGCCACCUGCCCGCGGCCGCGCCCGGCAAAGAGCCGCCCGAGUCGCUGGCGGUGGCGCCCGAGCCGGGGGGGCGGGGCCAGGGGCCGGGGCGCUCGGGGGGCCACGCGCCCGCCCCCCCCCCGCCCCCCGGCCCCCCCCCCGCGGCCACGGCCCCGCCCCCCGAGGAGGAACCGCCCGGGGGGGGCACCCGGCCGGACAGCGAGACCGAGAGUGACCACGACGACGCGUUCCUGUCGUCCAUCGUGGCCCCGGAGCUGCCGCUGCCGCUGGGGCCGGGCAGGCGCCGCACGCAGUCGCUGAGCGCCCUGCCCAAGGAGGGGGACAAGGACGGCCGCAGCCCCAGCAAGCGGGAGAAGGACCACAUCCGGCGGCCCAUGAACGCCUUCAUGAUCUUCAGCAAGCGGCACCGGGCGCUGGUGCACCAGCGGCACCCGAACCAGGACAACCGCACGGUCAGCAAGAUCCUGGGCGAGUGGUGGUACGCGCUGGGGCCCCGCGAGAAGCAGCAGUACCACGACCUGGCCUUCCAGGUGAAGGAAGCUCAUUUCAAAGCCCACCCGGACUGGAAAUGCGGGGUGGGGGGGGGCGACCCCCGCGGGCCCCCCCUGCACGAGCUGAGCCAGCUCUGUUCUGGCCCCGCUCCCUUCGCCGCCGCGCCCAAGGGUGGGGGAGGGGCGGGGCCCGGGUUCUCGCCCCUCCCCCCGCGCUCGGGGGCCCCGCCCCGCCCCCCCCGGGCCCCGCCCCGCCCCCCCCGCGCGCAGAGCGAGGAGAUGACGAGCGACGAGGAGCGGAUGGUGAUCUGCGAGGAGGAGGGCGACGAUGACGUCAUCGACGAUGGGUUCGCCCCUCCCCCACCCGACAUCGACCUCAAGUGCAAAGAGAGAGUGAGCGACAGCGAGAGCGAGGGGGAGGGGCAGCAGGCCCCGCCCCGCAGGCCGUUCCCGCCGGCGCCGCCCCGCCCCCCCCCGGAGCUGGAGCCGCCCCCGGGCCCCCCGAGCCCCCGGCCCCGCCCCCGCCCCCUACAAGGGCCCGCCCCCCGCGGCCCCGCCCCUCCCCCCCCGCGCCGCAAACGGGCCGAGAGCGCCGAGGGGGGGAUGGGCGGGGGGGGAGGGGCCGGGGGCAGCGCCCCUCCCCCUCCGCUGCGCCCCGGCCCCGCCCCCCCCGGCCCCGCCCCCAGCAAGGCCCCGAUGGGGGGGGGAGGGGUCGUGGCCAAUCUGGUGCUGGGGGGUGGGGGAGGGGCGGGGCCGGGACCCCCUUCCCCGCCCUCGGUGGCGCUGCUCCCCUCCCCCCACCCCGCCCAUCCCCCCCCCGUGCAGCUCCUGGCUGGGGGCGGGGCGGGAGGGGGCGGGGCAGCGAGUGGGGGAGGGGCAGCGCCCCCCGCCCCUCCCCCCCCCAACGGGCCCCUCCCCCUGGGCAUCACCCAGGUCCAAUACAUCCUGCCCACCCUGCCCCUCCCCCACGGCAAAGGCCCCGCCCCCAGCGCCCCCCCGGGGCCGCCCAACCCCCCCCCGGGGCCCAACCCCCCCCUGCACUUCGCCCUGCCCCCACCCCAGAACGGGAAAGCCCCGCCCCCAACCGGGGGGGGCUCCGGAGGCUCCGCCCCCAAAGCCCAGCCCUCCCCCCCGGGCCAGGCCCCGCCCCCCUCCCCGCUGCUCCCGGGGAAGGUUCUGGUGCCCGUGGCCCCGCCCGGCCCCGCCCUGACGCCCUUCGGCGCCCCCGGCGCGGCCCCGCCCCCCGGCAAGAUCAUCCAGCUCAGCCCCGUGCCCCUGGUGCCCCCCCCGGGCAGCCCCGGAGCCGCCGUGGGCGUGGGCGUGGGGGGCGGGGCCGCCGCAGGCCCCGCCCCUCCCCCCAAGGUGCUGCUGCCCCCCGCCCGCAUCGCCUACGUGCACCCGGCCCCGCCCCCGCCCGCGCAGGCCCCGCCCCCCGUGCUGGGGUUCACCGCCCUGCUGCAGGGGCAGGGCUCCCUGCUCGGCCCCGCCCCCGUGGGGGUCUCGGCCCUGCCCCCCCCCCAGCUGCCCCCCCCCAGCUCGGGGGGUCCCGUCCUGGCCGCCAUUUACCCGGGCGGCCCCGCCCCCGGCCCCGCCCCCGCGCCCGGAUUGGUGUACAGCGUGGCUGGCUCCGCCCCCCCGGCCCCGGCCCCGCCCAUCCUGCCCAAGGCCGGCCCCGCCCCCACCCUGGCGGCUGCAGCGGCCCCGCCCUUCCCCCCCCGCGCCCCCCGCCCCUCCCCCAAGCCCCCCCAGAAGGUCAAGGCCGCCCUGGCCACGAUCCCGGUGGGGGGAGGGGAGGCCCCGCCCCUGCCCCGCCCCCCGCCGGACCCGCCCCGCCCCCCUGUGCCCGACCCCGCCCCUCCCCCCUGCCCCGCCCCCUCCGCCGAGCGCUGGGCCCCGGCCCCCGCCGAGGCCACGCCCUCUGCCGGCCCCUCCAGCUCCGCCCCCUCUCCCCCUGGCCCCGCCCCCGAGGGGCCUCCCCGCGCGGCCCCACCCCCUCCAGCCCCGCCCCCCGCCGAGGGCGGGGCCAAGAAGGCGAAGCUCCGGCCCCCGCCCCUGAAAAAAACCUUCGACUCUGUGGACAGGGUGCUGUCCGAGGUGGAUUUCGAGGACCGCUUCGCCGAGCUGCCCGAGUUCCGGCCCGAGGAGGUUCUCCCCUCCCCCACCCUGCAGGCUUUGGCCACCUCCCCCCGAACCAUCCUGGGCAGCUACCGGAAAAAGCGCAAGAACUCCACAGAGCUGGACGCCCCCGGGGACGACCCCUCCUCCCCCAAGCGGAAGCUGCGGCGCCGUUCGAGCUGCGGCUCCGAACCCUCGACCCCCAAAAGCGCCAAGGGCGGCGAGGGGGAGGGGCCGGGGGAGAUCUUCACCUUCGACCGACAAGGAGGCGAGGGUGAGGACGUGCUGGGCGAGCUCGAGUACGACAAGGUGCCGUUCUCGUCGCUGCGGCGAACGCUCGACCAGCGCCGCGCCCUCGUCAUGCAGCUCUUCCAGGAGCACGGCUUCUUCCCCUCGGGUGAGCCACAAAUGGUCCCCAAAUUACCCCUCAAUUUUGCCGACAUUUUCCCCACCAAGCUCUGCCUGCAGCUCAAGAUCCGCGAGGUUCGCCAGAAGAUCAUGCAGGCGGCCACGCCCACCGAGCCGGCCCCGCCCACCGAGCCCGACGGCCCCGCCCCCUCCGCCAGCGAGGCCACGCCCCCUCCUCCCCCUCAGCCUCCUGUGGCGGCCACGCCCCUCUCGUCCUCAAACCCCGCCCCUUCCUCGUCUGACCCCGCCCCCUCGGCCGAGGCCACGCCCCCCUCGCCCCCCGCGGGCGUGCGCUGAACCAUUCCAUGGCCACGCCCCCUUUUUGUUGGUCACGUGACCGGGAUCUUUUAAACAAUGGGAGAAUCUUUGGAGCCACGCCCCCUC
Messenger RNA from Camarhynchus parvulus, 5130 nucleotides. It is a transcript of the gene CIC, whose product is annotated as capicua transcriptional repressor. Gene Ontology annotation, molecular function: RNA polymerase II transcription regulatory region sequence-specific DNA binding; DNA-binding transcription factor activity, RNA polymerase II-specific. Gene Ontology annotation, cellular component: nucleus. Gene Ontology annotation, biological process: regulation of transcription by RNA polymerase II. The record is from RefSeq and is a predicted model, not a curated record. Lineage: Eukaryota; Metazoa; Chordata; Aves; Passeriformes; Thraupidae.